AUAUGAGUUUGACAGUUGAGAUGCAGCAAAAAUAACUAAAUAAGCAGAGCUUAAAAGUGCCCCCUCCUCUUUCUACCGCUAAAAUUAUUUCAUACACAAUUCCGUAUGUAUUCUAGAGAGAGAAACAUCUAACCCCAUUCCUCUCUCUCUUUCUCUCUCUCUAGAACCCAUCCUCCCUCCAAUCGGCUCAAAUUUCUCAGAUUUGGAGUGGGGAUCUAGUGUUACUGGAAUUUGUGUGAUUCAUUAGGUAAUUGAUUAGGAAAAACUCCUGGAGAUUUUUUUGGUGAGAAAGAAAAACAUGUGAAUACGUUAAUGCUUUGAUCAGAGAUUUCUUAGGGAAGCUUAGGAUUGCAAUUUUGAUUUUGAACUGGGUUUUGGGAAAAAGGCAGUGAAAGAAUUUUAAUUUGUCUUGGCAAUUUGGAAAGGAAUACGUUUGAAAAUUAGGGAAACCAAAAGGGAAAAUGGAACAUUGGUAUAAUUAUGCACAUAGUCCAGCCCAUUUGGCCGUGGCGAGACAAGAUCAUCCUGCUUUAAGGGAGAUAGUUGCAGCAUUGCCUAGGCUUGCCAAGGCUGGGGAGGUGAAUACCGAGGCGGAGUCUGUGGCAGCUGAGAAUGAUGCUGAUGCUGUGUCUGCUGUGAUUGAUAGGCGAGAUGUCCCGGGGCGUGAGACGCCUUUGCACCUUGCGGUUAAGUUAAAUGAUGCAAUAUCAGCUGAGAUUUUGAUGGUAGCUGGUGCUGAUUGGAGUCUUCAGAAUGAGAAUGGAUGGAGUGCACUUCAGGAGGCAGUGUGUUUGAGGGAGGAGAAUAUAGCUAAGAUUAUCGUGAGGCAUUACCAGCCUCUUGCUUGGGCGAAGUGGUGCCGUAGGCUUCCUAGGAUUGUGGCUUCAGCAUCCCGGCUUCGUGAUUUUUACAUGGAGAUAACGUUUCAUUUUGAAAGCUCAGUUAUACCGUUUAUUAGCAAAAUUGCACCAUCAGAUACCUAUCGCAUCUGGAAGCGGGGUUCUAGUCUCCGCACAGAUAUGACCCUUGCAGGAUUCGAUGGGUUUCACAUUCAACGGGCAGAUCAAACAUUUCUCUUCCUUGGAGAGGGGUCUUAUUCAGAUGACGGCAAUACUAAUUUACCCCCUGGAUCAUUGAUAGUGCUUGCUCAUAAGGAGAAAGAAGUAACAAAUGCUUUAGAGGGGGCUGGUGCGCAACCAACUGAAGCAGAAAUUGCCCGUGAAGUGGCCUUGAUGUCGAAAACAAAUAUGUACAGGCCUGGCAUAGAUGUUACUCAGGCUGAACUUGUCCCCCAUUUGAAUUGGAGGCGACAUGAAAAGACUGAGAUGGUUGGCCCUUGGAAGGCUAAGAUUUAUGAUAUGCUUCGUGUGAUGGUUAGUGUGAAGUCAAGACGGGUUCCUGGUGCAAUGACAGAUGAAGAGCUCUUUACCGCGAAUGAUGAUGAUAGGAUACCAAAUGGUGGUGAAGAUGCUGAGUAUGUUGAUGUAUUAACACCUGAGGAAAGAAUGCAAUUACAAUCUGCCCUUCAGGGCAAUACAGAAGAAUAUAGUGAGUUUGAGGAACCAGAUGGUAAGGAUUGUAAUGAACAGUGUGAAGGUGUUUCCUUUGAGUGUCAUGAAUCCAAUGGCAUGGCUAAAGAAAAGAAACGUUGGUUUGGUCGGAAUAAGAAAAAUUCAAAGCAAACUGUAAAUGAUCCUGAAGGUUCGAAGAGUGUUAGUAAAUCCUCAAAACUGGCUACUGAAGAUGGCAAAAAGAUGUCCAUUCAUAGUCAUAAAUCUUCAUUAGGUUUACCCAAGGAUGAUAUGGGAGGUGACAAAAAGAGCAAAGAUAAAAGCAGCAAAAAGAAGAAAAAAGGCUCAUCAAGUGAAUCUAAGAAUGAAAGUGAGUAUAAAAAGGGGUUUAGGCCUGUUCUGUGGUUGACACCUGAUUUCCCAUUGAAAACAGAAGAACUACUACCAUUACUUGAUAUUUUAGCCAACAAGGUUAAAGCCAUUAGAAGAGUUAGGGAGCUAUUAACCACGAAGCUGCCUCCUGGCACAUUUCCUGUCAAGAUUGCUGUCCCAGUUGUACCGACCAUUCGAGUUAUUGUUACCUUUACAAAGUUUGAGGAGCUUCCGCCUUUAGAAGAAGAGUUUUCAACCCCACCCUCAAGCCCUACACAUUUCCAAGAUGCUAAAUCUACAGAUUUCGAGAGUUCCACUUCAUGGAAUACAUGGCUUAGAGGAAAUCAGGGUGAGCAAUCUGGUGAAAGUGAAAGCGAAAGCUUUCAAAAUGAGUUUGACCCAUUCCAAAUACCAUCUGAUUAUGCCUGGGUUGAUGCCAAAGAAAAGAAACGAAGGAGGAAAGCUGCUAAGAGAGCGAAGCUCAAGAAACAAAGAAAACAGACUGCCACUAGGCAUCCCGAUGGAGGAGGAGGGCAUAAAACAAGAGAGAAGGCUGAAAGCUAGGUGAACAGAAAAACUUGCUGUUACUCGUAGCAGGAAGAGAGGUAAAUGGCGUUUCUUACACAUCUAAUCUAAUUUCAUCUGCUAAGUCUUGUUGAUCUCAAAGAUGUUUCACUAUAUUUCCCCUUGCUCUAUUGAUACUUCUAAUGAAUAGAAGAGCCUCUUAAAGUAAAUAAACACGGAAUUUUUGCUGGAGCAUCCCAGUCAUUUGUACUUUUUUGGUGGAAGCUUAUGCAGUUGAUGAAUACUUAAAACACAAUACAAGUAAUAUGCAAUUGUUGUAAUCCAUUACAAUACAUACCUCUCUCUGCUCAGUGCUUCCUGUAAAUACUAAAAAGCAAUGUUUCAAUUG
Ipomoea triloba (trilobed morning glory) is the source of this 2796-nucleotide messenger RNA. Its product is annotated as ankyrin repeat domain-containing protein 13C-like. Gene Ontology annotation, molecular function: protein binding. Lineage: Eukaryota; Viridiplantae; Streptophyta; Magnoliopsida; Solanales; Convolvulaceae. The record is from RefSeq and is a predicted model, not a curated record. The transcript has 3 exons. Bases 462 to 2447 code for a protein of 661 amino acids. Gene Ontology annotation, cellular component: cytoplasm.